Sinocyclocheilus grahami is the source of this 958-nucleotide messenger RNA. Its product is annotated as glutamate receptor 2-like. Gene Ontology annotation, biological process: monoatomic ion transport. Gene Ontology annotation, cellular component: membrane. NCBI's taxonomy places the organism in Eukaryota, Metazoa, Chordata, Actinopteri, Cypriniformes, Cyprinidae. The record is from RefSeq and is a predicted model, not a curated record. Gene Ontology annotation, molecular function: ligand-gated monoatomic ion channel activity; signaling receptor activity. The annotation marks the transcript as partial. The transcript is spliced from 4 exons.
UUGCAUUUCCACAGGUCUCUCUCUGGCCGUAUCGUGGGUGGUGUGUGGUGGUUCUUCACUCUGAUCAUCAUCUCCUCAUACACAGCCAACCUAGCUGCUUUUCUCACAGUAGAGAGGAUGGUGUCACCCAUCGAGAGUGCAGAGGAUCUGGCCAAACAGACUGAGAUUGCUUAUGGGACUCUAGAUGCCGGCUCCACCAAAGAGUUCUUCAGGAGAUCAAAGAUCGCAGUCUUUGAGAAGAUGUGGUCUUAUAUGAAAUCUGCAGACCCCUCAGUGUUUGUGAAAACCACAGAUGAAGGAGUUAUACGGGUGAGGAAAUCCAAAGGGAAGUAUGCCUACCUGCUGGAGUCCACCAUGAACGAGUACAUCGAGCAGCGCAAACCCUGUGACACUAUGAAGGUCGGAGGAAACCUGGACUCUAAAGGCUAUGGCAUCGCCACCCCCAAAGGAUCCCCUCUCAGAAUCCCAGUUAACCUAGCGGUGUUGAAACUCAGUGAGCAAGCCGUCUUAGACAAACUGAAAAACAAAUGGUGGUACGAUAAGGGGGAGUGUGGAAGCAAGGACUCCGGAAGAAAGGACAAGACCAGUGCUCUUAGCCUCAGCAAUGUGGCUGGGGUUUUCUACAUUCUGAUCGGCGGUCUGGGCCUGGCCAUGCUGGUGGCCCUGGUGGAGUUCUGCUACAAGUCCAGAACAGAGUCCCACAGAAUGAAGGUGUCUGAGCGGGCCGCCCAGGCCUUUCACUGCACCGCCUUAGACAGCAGCUACACUGAGCUGCAGAGUUACGGCCUGUACGGUGCCGACACUGUUAAGAUAUAAAGCACUCUGGGGUAGGAACCUCGAGUACUGCAGAGAACUAGGCCACAUCCUGCCCACGUAGCAGCCUAACCUGCCCCCCAUCUAACCGUUUCCAGAUUCAAAGCUUCUGCUGCCCACUUUCAGUAUCAUCCGUUUCUCCUCA